CUUUUGCGGUUAGUGCACUUUUUUUUUGCAGUGGACACACUUGAGCUUGAACUUGAAGUUUGGCCACUCUAUUUGCAUAUGGCGGUUUUCAGCGAUACUUCUAACGGUCGGUGUCGCACUUUUUAUUAGUGUUUUUUAUUUACCUAUAAAAUGACUGAACAAGUGAUCUAUACCAAUUGGGAAAUUCUAUAUAUAAAUUCCACUUCUACUUGUGUGUUUGAUCCCAUGUGGAAUAUGUUUAUUUGUCAACCAAUAACCAUUUACACCACGAUUCGUUAUCAGUGUGUGCACGUUGAUUUUUAACGAUCUUCAAAAUAACAUUUUAGCCAUUUCCGGUGCAAAUUUCUAAGUCUUAACAUGUCUGCAUCGAAGUAUAAAACAACAAAACAUCUCCAUCUGAUCGAUAUGCACCCUACUAUGACCAAUUUCUCCACCGUUGCCCUCAUCAUUGCGAAAUCCGAGCCGCACAUCUUCCUCGACAAGCUGAGCAGCGAAAAGCGUGGCGUGAUUAAUUUCACGUUGCGUGACACGAAGCGUCACAUUGCCAACUGCAAGUGCUGGGGCUCCGAAGUCAGCGUGCACGAGUACAAUGCAAUGCUACAAAUGGGCGACGUAGUCGACAUCGUCGGGGCCAAAGUGAUGGCCAUAACACAACCAUCGCUGCCGUCACACAACGGAUUCACUGAGAAUCGCUAUCAACCACGCGGCACACUGUCAUGUGCACUUGUUGUCAACGAAGGACACGGCUAUUUGGUAAAACAUAGCAGCGACGAUCAGGCAACACUGCAAGCAUUGCUCCAACUUUGCGGCCAAUCGCACAAAGCACUGAGCACAGCUCUCAAACUCCGGGAUGUGCGUUGCGUGAUGCCAGGCGGUGAACAGCGUCCGGCUGCGUUCGUUGAUCUGUUCGUGGCAGUGGCCACGAUGCCGCCGGUGCGUGAACUGAAACGCAAGCAGCCACGCAAUGGCAGCACACUCCUGCAGUGCCUUGAACUGGUGGUCAUCGAUACCAGCUGUGCGUCGGGCAUGAUGUUGACGCUGUGGCACACGAAUUGGAUACGUCGUGCUCAGCGCUGGCAAGCGGGCAAAACGUUGUUGCAUCUUAUUGAUGUGCGUGUCGCGCAUUCGCAGUUUCAUGGCUGUUCGGUGCUUAGUCAUGCCAGCUGCACGCUCAUCUACGAGAACCCAGAACCAAGAAGUCCAGAGGCUCAAGCGUUGCUUGCUUUUGCGGCCAAAACACCGCUGGGCGGCUUUGAGUUGAGUGCGCAAAGCGAUGUGGAGAAUUUGCCACCAGCUGCAGAGAUCCAAACUCAGAUGACGGUUCGACAGAUUUAUGCGCGUGCCGAGGGUGAACUGCAGGAUGCAACCAGUGAACACUUUACGGCCGUGCUCUAUGCCAUGGUCAGCAAAUUCGAUAUCGAUGGCUUGGGCACGAGCAUCAAUAAGAAAUGCAAAUCAUGUCGUCGCCUCAUUCCAACCAAUCGCAAUGAAUGCGACAACGAGCAUUGCCAGCUAGAGUUCUCAUUGGAAUAUAGCGGAGCACGUGCCGAGCAGUUCUUCAACAUCAAUAUUCACUUGUCGGAUCACACGGGCACGCUGGUGGAGACGCGUCUUAGUGGCGGCGUUGCCAAUCAAUUGCUGGGCCUCAAUGCAGAUGCCUUUGAGGUGCUGUCGGAUCGCAAAAAGACUGAGCUUAAGUGGCGCUUUCUGUUAAAACACUUUGAGGUGAAGUUACUGAUAAAAAAGCCAACACCUGUGCGCAAGAAUCUUGCAAUCAUUGUCGUGGACAUGGAGCUAAUAGAGCUAGAACAGAUCAUAGAGAAGUUAGCUGCAUUCUAAAAAAAAAAACAAGAAGAAAACUAUUUAGAGACUUAGGAUUUGUGGUGUAAGUAGUCAUAGGUUUACUUUAGUCGUUUACUUAAGUAUGAAAGUAGUCUUUAGUAGAGGUCACAAGAAGUGAAGUUUCCCAGCUUUAACUUUGUUUAAUUUAGGAUUUGUAUAAGUUAAAGUUAAAGGUUUACUUUUAAUAUUUUACUUAAAUAUAAAAGUAGUCUUUACUAGAGAAGAAGAUAAGUUUUCCAGCAUUAACUAAGUUUGCAACGGGUUAAUUUAAUGAAUUAUCGUAGGAACCAUAGUUUUGAAGUCAUUUUGAAUUAUUUAGAGUUAAAAAAACUAAUUUUAAUUUCCGAGAGGAGUUUUGUAUAUUUUAAUGGCUCAUUGUCAUAAACGAGUGUAUUGUCUAGUCUCAAUCAGUAAAAGUGAAUAUUGAAUAUAAAAUUAAAUCUUUAUAACAUAUAGUUCACAUAGUUUUUAACGUAAUCUCAGACCUAGACAUAACUUACGAUAGGAAUUGCCCGAUUCUUGGAAUAUACCACUCUCAGUUAUCCAGUAAAGUUUUUAAGAUGAAGAACAAAAUUAAAAUGGGAAAACAAACAACGCUAAGAUUUUUCACUUUUUAUGCAUUAGAGGUAGUUAUGAGUUAUGCUUGAAGUUAAAGUUUAUUUUUUUUAGAUAAGUCCUAUCUGUAAAAUAUGCUAAUAAACAGAAGCGGAAUGUUGGAAUCGCAUGGCAAAUGAAAACCUUGUAAGAAUGUGCACUUUAUAUAAUAAUAAUUAUAUUAUAUAAUUAAAAUUUUUACAAUAUUUUUGAUACAUGAAAAAUACAAUCUGCAACUAAGUAAUUCAUGAAGAAUUUGUUUGUGCCAAACUUAAUAACAAGAAGUUCCUAUGGAAAACAAAUACAUAAAUUAAGUUUUUGGUUUUGAAUUUCAAUUAAUAUGUAUAUUGAAGCGUCUUUUUUAAGAUUGUAUCUGAAACUACUUUAAACAUAAAACAAUAAUAUGAAAUAUUCUAGAAAAGAAAGAAAAUCUCAAAGAUUAACACUACACUACUUGUAUUAAUAUUAAGAAAUUCCUGAGCCCCUCCAAAAUUUAAGUACAAUAAAUGAAUAUUACUACUAUAAUAUACUAUAUAAGUGUU
This is a messenger RNA of Drosophila nasuta, 2978 nucleotides long. RefSeq names its product meiosis specific with OB domains hold'em (gene hdm). The record is from RefSeq and is a predicted model, not a curated record. Gene Ontology annotation, biological process: resolution of meiotic recombination intermediates. Gene Ontology annotation, molecular function: single-stranded DNA binding; single-stranded DNA 3'-5' DNA exonuclease activity. Lineage: Eukaryota; Metazoa; Arthropoda; Insecta; Diptera; Drosophilidae.